AGACGUUUUGUUGUUUGGAUGAGAAACAAUUUAAUCAGUUAAUCUAUUUUUAUAUAAACUAACUGGUUUGGUAUUUAAAUGUUUUGUUAUUUAGAUGAGAAACAGAUUGAAUUCCUGAAACUGAAGUUGCGUUCAGGAACAUGAACAUUCAGAGUCCAGACAGAAAAGCUGCUCAUAAUGAAAGUGAAAACCUGUUCUCCUUCCGUCCAGCAGAGGGCGCAGUGGCCUCCUGCAUGAAAACCUGUUGUCCUUCCGUCCAGCAGAGGGCGCAGUGGCCUCCUGCAUGAAAACCUGUUGUCCUUCCGUCCAGCAGAGGGCGCAGUGGCCUCCUGCAUGAAAACCUGUUGUCCUUCCGUCCAGCAGAGGGCGCAGUGGCCUCCUGCAUAUAAAGGCUGCCGAUCAGAGGGGGGCGUUUCUGUGGGGGCUUCAUGUGUCGAGCUCAUUUUCUGCUUCAGACUCAGAGACAGGAGCACAAAGGAGACGCUGCUGCUGCUGCGUCCAUCCAUCCGUCCAUCCAGCCGUCCAUCCAUCCAUCCGUUCAUCCAACCGUCCAUCCACUGUCCAGCAGGAUGGACGGCUGCCUUCAGCUCCUCUCAGUCGUGCUGCUGAUGUCAUCGUGGUGCGUUCAGGGCCUCCGGGUCAGCCUGUCGCCCAGGCGGCCUCUGCUCCGGCUCGGCUCCCACCAGCACAUGGUCUGCCAGGUCCACGACUGUCCCACAGAACCGAGCAUUACCUGGGCCACCGUCAACGACCGACCCCUGGGGGCGUCCAUCAGCGCCAACAGAACCCACUCCACUCUGACCUUUGACCCCGUUAAGAUAGAAGACGAAGGGCAGCUGACGUGUAAGGCCAGAUGUGGAGAUGGACGGGCGGAGAGCCGAGCCUCCGUCGGUGUUUACUCGUUCCCCUCGGACCCUGAGAUCGCCGGGCAGGACCGCCUCAGAGACCGCGUGGAGGCGACCCUCACCUGCCGGGUGCCCAACCUGUACCCCGCCGGGGACCUGAACCUCACCUGGGUCCGAGGAGACACGGUUCUGAAGAGCACCAGAGGGUCUGGGUCCAGCUCCGUCCGCUUCCUGCCCCUCAGGGAGGAUUCGGGAGGGAGCAUCACCUGCAGGGCGACGCUGGAGCUGCCGGGUCUGCCGUCGGACUACAGGACCAGAGAGACCACCACAACCCUGAAUGUCCGCUAUGCUCCAGGCCUCAUGAACAUCUCUGACCCGGUGGCGGUGAUGUCCGGCUCGCCGCUAACUCUCAGCUGUUCUGCUGAGGGAAACCCCGAGCCGACCAUCACCUGGACGGCAGGCGGUCGCCCUCUGCCCGGAGGUCGCGGAGGUCAGCUCAUCCUAUCGGCGGUGAAGCUUUCCGACGCCGGACGGUACGAGUGUGAAACCAGAAACUCAGAAGGAAACCAGACUGCAGAUGUAAACGUCACAGUUUUAGCUCCGCCCACCAGCACCUCCCUCUCAGUGGAUCCAGGUGAGGAGGUGGUGGAGGGCCAGCAGGUGAAUUUCACCUGCAGCUCUGAAGGAGCUCCGCCUCCCAGCCUGGUCCUGAGGAGAAAAGGGGAGGAACUUCUGAGGACUGACUCCACCCCCCUGCUCAGCUUCAGCCUUCCCUCCGUGUCCCUGGAAGACUCCGCCCACUACGAGUGUGAAGCCUCCAACCAGUAUGGCUCCCAGCAGGAGUCCAGGUCUAUCACUGUGAGCGCUCACCCGCUGCAGCUGUAUUCCAGUCCUCAGGUGUCAGCGGAGCGCGGCUCGGCUCUGAUCCUCACCUGUAACGCCUCUGGCUGCCUCCACCCGCCUGCCUUCAGCUGGAGGAGGACGGACCGGAACCGGACCCUCCUCCAGAGGACGGAGCCGCAGGAUGGCCAGUCCCACCUCCACCUGCUGAACCUUGACCUCCGGCAUCAGGGAGGCUACAGCUGUGAGGCCGAGUGCGACUCGGUCAUCAGGACCAGAGAGAUCCACGUCCAGGUCUACUGUGAGUCCGACCCGCAUGUUUCAGCCGGUGAUGAUGGGGGGAAUUUGGAGGAAGUCCUACUUAACUGUUUAAUGCACACUGGGGGGUAGAGCUGUCGCUAAAGGUCAUAGCACAAAUCAUAGACAUUAGUUCUGCUAAUGCUAAACUCGCUAUAGCAGCGUAAUAAUUAUUGGACGCGUGAAGCAUAAACACCAGUUCAGCUAAAGCGCCACAUCAACAUGGUAAUUAGUAGAAGCUAAUGCUAAAGCACUAAUUAGAAACACUAGUUCCGCUAACGCUAAGGCGUUAUGCCAACAUAGUAGCUAGUAGAAGCUAAUGCUAAACUGAAACCUCAUUCGGUCAAACUUUUGUAAAAUUACAGUUCAGUUUAGCUGGAAAAAUUAAAUCGGGGGAAGCUAGGCGCGCCAAUCGUUUUCAAAGUUAACUGAAGUGCUAAACAUAAAAUUAGCUUUGCUAUUAAUGCAUUAGCGCCACUGGUACCACAAUAUGAUGCUGCUACCGUUCUCAUCAUGACCUUUUCCUUCACACAUUUCUUUACACAAUAAAACUUUUCCAGAGGUUUUAUUUAGAGAAGCUUCCUUUUUCUGUCUGAUUAUUUAGUAAAGGUCUCUAGUGCCAGAAAAGUAACAAAUGUAAUCUCAUGUGCCCUUGAAGAUGAUGAUCAGUUGUUAUAAAAUAAAUGAUUAAAAGCCUAACUUAC
Messenger RNA from Xiphophorus hellerii (green swordtail), 2686 nucleotides. RefSeq names its product vascular cell adhesion protein 1-like. Lineage: Eukaryota; Metazoa; Chordata; Actinopteri; Cyprinodontiformes; Poeciliidae. Gene Ontology annotation, biological process: cell-cell adhesion. The coding region runs from base 429 to 2075 and encodes 548 amino acids. The transcript is spliced from 6 exons. Gene Ontology annotation, cellular component: plasma membrane; cell-cell junction. Gene Ontology annotation, molecular function: cell adhesion molecule binding. The record is from RefSeq and is a predicted model, not a curated record.